Molecule: messenger RNA, 810 nt
Organism: Lachnellula hyalina
Lineage: Eukaryota; Fungi; Ascomycota; Leotiomycetes; Helotiales; Lachnaceae
Gene: TSNAX
Product: Translin-associated protein X
Exons: 2
Coding region: 1-810 (269 amino acids)
Cellular component (GO): cytoplasm; nucleus
Molecular function (GO): RNA endonuclease activity; sequence-specific DNA binding; RNA binding
Source: RefSeq, a predicted model, not a curated record
AUGGAGCCACUACCACCAACAGAAGCCAUGAGCGAACUCUCCAUCACUUCACAUCCUCAAUCAAAGUCAGAGUCAGAGUCCAUGUCCGAGCAGAUGUCAGGAAUCAAGAGAGAUCACAAUGGCGUCAAGAAGGAAAAAGAGGUGAAUGCGUCACCCUUUAUGCCCAUGUUCGAGGCUUUCCGAGACGAGCUUGACGAGCACCAUGAUCGCAGAGAGAGGAUCAUUAAAGCUUCACGAGACAUCACAGCAGCGAACAUCCCACCCAAGAUUGCCUUGGAGACCGCAGAGCGCUACACAGCGAUGCAGAAACAGUUCUCGGCCAUCGCGGCAGAUCUCACAGGCAUCAACGCCUGGCGCUACCAGCGGCAGAUCUCAGGCGGGAUCCAGGAAUACAUGGAAGCUGUUUCGUUCGAGCAUUAUCUGAAGCACCAACGUCUCAUUACCAUCUCGGAAGCAGCAGGGACUUUACAGGAGGGUAUUGAGCUGACUGGUGAUGAUUAUGUGCUUGGACUGUUUGAUCUGGUGGGGGAACUGAUGCGCUUUGCUAUUACGGCUAUGGCUACUACUGGGUCUUUGCCUGGAGGAGGAGGUGAUGGGGGGAGAAGGGAUGUUCUUGUUGAUUUGAGGGAGUUGAGGACGUGUUUUCAGGCGCUGGAUACGGGGUCUUGUGGGGGGACGGGGUUGGGGAAGGAUGUGGAGAAGAAGAUGGAGGUUAUGAAGACGUGUGUGGAGAAGGUUGAGAGUGCGGUUUAUGGCUUGAUUAUUAGGGGGGAGGGAAAGGCCGAAGGGUUGGGUUCCGGGUAUUGCUGA